GGCAUGGGCAGCAGGCAAGACGGACUCAAGUGCUGGCUGACCGCUGCACUGCUUAUGUUCACCGCACUCGCAUCCGUGACCAUUUGUGGAGCCGAGGAGCACCACCUGUUGCCUCUAGAUGAAGGAGUGGAUGAGAGGGAGGUAGAAGAAGCGGAUGUGGAGCCCUUUCGAAUCUCGAAGCGCCCGACGGUCCUCCUGAAUCGCCUGAUGUAUGCCCUCCAGAACGUGAUCCAACCGAGCAGCGAUGUAGUCAAGCAACGACCCCAGACGGAACUACAGCGCCGUGGGUAUCCCAGACAUUGGAAAUGCUACUUCAACGCCGUCUCUUGCUUUCGGAGGAGAAGAAAGAGGAGCCUGGAGUCAGCAUUAUCCGACACCCGACUGUGAAGAAGGAAAGUUUCCAAGUGGAUGAAGCUGUGCUCGAAUUGGAACUGAACUCCCAAAAUGUUCCCAUGAACUACUCCCAUCAUAAAGAAUUUGAGUUUACUUUGAUAUUCGUGUUUGUUUUUCUAUAUGUCUUUGAAUGAAUUCUUUUGGAAAAAAAACUGCUACAUGUGCCUGGAAUUCUUGAAGAAAACAAGAUUCGAACUCUAUGCAUUUUACGGGGAUCGAUUAAUCAAUGAUCAAUGGAA
Messenger RNA from Uloborus diversus, 632 nucleotides. RefSeq lists its product as uncharacterized. The transcript is spliced from 3 exons. Bases 4 to 387 code for a protein of 127 amino acids. NCBI's taxonomy places the organism in Eukaryota, Metazoa, Arthropoda, Arachnida, Araneae, Uloboridae. The record is from RefSeq and is a predicted model, not a curated record.